Helianthus annuus (common sunflower) is the source of this 855-nucleotide messenger RNA. Its product is annotated as dehydration-responsive element-binding protein 3. NCBI's taxonomy places the organism in Eukaryota, Viridiplantae, Streptophyta, Magnoliopsida, Asterales, Asteraceae. Bases 122 to 754 code for a protein of 210 amino acids. Gene Ontology annotation, molecular function: DNA binding; DNA-binding transcription factor activity. The record is from RefSeq and is a predicted model, not a curated record. Gene Ontology annotation, biological process: regulation of DNA-templated transcription. The transcript has a single exon.
AGCCCCUCAACACUUGUAAACCUCACUUCUCUUCACUUCUCUCUCUCUCUCUCUCUCUAAACUUGUAUCCAUUUCAAGAAUUAGUGAUCAUCAUCAUCAUCAUCAUCAUCAUAAAUUCACAAUGGCUGAGCUUCCCAACUCAAACAUGUUAUCAACCGACCCGAAUACUAAACCGGGCAAACGGAGCAGAGAACAACAAGAUACCAAAGCCAACAACUCGAAACAUCCAGUUUAUAGAGGUGUACGGAUGCGUGCAUGGGGAAAAUGGGUAUCCGAGAUCCGAGAACCCAAAAAGAAGUCCCGGAUCUGGUUGGGUACAUUCUCUGACCCGGAACAGGCCGCACGUGCGCAUGACGUGGCAGCACUAACAAUCAAAGGUUCUUCAGCAAUCCUUAACUUCCCCGAACUCGCCGGUGUGUUGCCCAGACCGGACACGUGCUCACCACGUGACAUUCAAGCUGCAGCCACUAAAGCUGCUGCCAUGUGCCACCUUAACCAACCCUCCACGUCAUCCUCGUCGUCGUCGAACUCUAGUUUAACGUCGGAGGAAGUGUUGGAUGAGAUAGUUGAGUUGCCGAGUUUAGGAGCGAGUUAUGAUGACUCGGGUGAGUCGAGGAAUGAUUAUGUGUUUGUGGAUUGUGGGUGGGAUUGUUACUCGUCGGAGACACCGUGGACGGUGGAUGUGGAUGGUGGAUACUUCGCCGGAGAGUCUGGGACGUUUUUCUCCGACGCGUAUUCAUGGCAACAUUAUUGAAAAUAAGUAAUAAUAAUAAAAAGAUUUAUGAAUGAAUUUAAUUGUGCCUAUUUUUCUUUUCUUUCCCAUUUCUUUUUAAUAAAGAAAUUUGGUUGUGGCCC